Messenger RNA from Pedinophyceae sp. YPF-701, 3636 nucleotides. NCBI's taxonomy places the organism in Eukaryota, Viridiplantae, Chlorophyta, Pedinophyceae. The record is from the annotation of a GenBank genome assembly.
AUGGCGGCUGCUCCCGGGCCGGUUCUGCUGGCCCUGAAGGGCGGAAAGCCCGUGAUGCCAAUUCCGCUCGAUACCGGCAAACCAGGGCCUCUCGUCAUCGGCAGGAGCGACGACUGCGACGUGAUCCUGAACAACCCCGCCGUGUCGCGGCGGCACUGCCAGGUGUCGCUCGACGCGUCGGGGGUGGUGACGCUGUGCCCCCUCGGCAAGGCGCCUGUCCGCGUCAACGGUGUCGAGAUCGCGGGGCCGACGCAGGUGCAGAACGGCGACGUCAUCGCCGUGGACCAGCUCGGCAAGCCGGCCAAGGAGUUCCGCGUCAACCUCGCGAAGCAGUCGCGGAGGAAAGGGAAGGAGAACACGCCCCGGAGGGGGAAGCGGUCUCAGUCGUCGCCGGGGCCGCGCCCGCCCCUCGCUGUCAACGACGCAGGCAAUGCGGGGCCUCUGGCGGCCGCGGAGCCCGACGUGCCGGACUCCCCCGACGCCGGCGGCCCCGCACGCACGACGCCGCUGUCGCGCCGCGUCUCGGGGCCGAUUCUCAAGCCCUCGCCUCCCCCAGUCUCCGGCACAGUGUCGCGCAGCCGCGCCAAGCGCCAGCGCGACGCCUCCCUGGAUCCCCCCCCCGCCUCCGCCCCCCCGGCACCCAGGCCGGCAACGACCGUGCCGUCGCCGGACGACGCGCCGCCGGCCAAGAAGCGCGUCUCCUGGGCGCCGCGGACGUACAUCCACACGAUCCCGAACCGCGCGAACCGCACGUCGCGCGCCCUAGGGGAUGUUGACAUCACUCUGUCACAGGCGAUGCCGCCGCCGAGCCCCGCGGGGAGCCCCGUCGGGAGCCCGAAGGCGCGGGGUGCGGAGGCGAAGGCUACGCCGCGCAAGGGCGCGGCGGGCGCGGCGGCGAAGAAGGAGAAAACACCCCCCAAGUCGGACAAGAAGGCCCCCCCGGCGGCGAAGAGCCCCGCCGCGGCGCGCAGGGGCGCGAAGACGCCGUCUCCGGCGCCGGCGAAGGCGGCGCAGCCGCGGAAGUCGCCGCGCGCGUCGCCCGCGCCGCCGUCGGCGCCGCGCACCGGGGGCAGGGCUCCGCGUCAGACGCCCAACACCUCGGGAGGGGUGUUGCCCCGUGCCGCCGAGAUCGACGCCGCGGACCUCGCGGGGCGCCUGCUCGACCUCGGCGGCACCGUCGACGGCGCCGCGGAGGUCGUCGUCGAGGUGCACGUGCCUGACCCCUCCCAAACAGCGGGGGGGGUCUCGCAGCGCAGCGCGCCGCGCACGACCCCGCGCGGGCGCGCCACGCCGGGCUCCGUGCAGCACAGCUCGCUGGCUGCGCCGGCCACGGGCGGCAGCGUGUCCGUGCGCCUCCCCGCCUCCCUCUUCGGCGGCGGAACAGCGGACGCACAGCGGUCGGCGGCGCGGCCGCGGCGCGGCGCGAGCCCUGGCGCGGUGCCGGCGAAGGUGGCCGCGAAGACGCCGGAGUGGCAGAACAUGGUGAUCAAGGUGCCCGCGUGGGCGGUGGAGCUCGCGCGGAAGCGGCGUGUGGAGGCGCGGGGCCCCGGGGGGGUUCGGACGGGGACCCCCGCGUCGGCGGUGGGGGUCAGCCCGGGGGAGUUCACGGUCCGCGCGGUGACGGUCGGGUCGGCGUCGACGCGCGGCACGCCUGUGGCGGGGAGCUCGGCGAACGGAUCGAUCUCGUUCAACCUCUCCCUCUCGUCGAUCGGCGCGUCCGGGCGGCGCUCCUCGCGGCCCUCUGGCGGGCCCGCCCGCCUGUUCCCCACUCCCCCCCCGGGCGUCCUCGAGGCCUCCGAGGGCACCCCGCAGCUCACCUUCGGGCGGCAGGCGCGCUCCACCGCGCUGCCGUUCUGCGGCCUCACGCCCCCGGGCGCCGGCACGAGCAGCGGCGUCUUCAUGCCCCCGGGGGAGUCCUUCCAGAGGUCCCCCUCCCUGGCGCUGUGUCAGGACCCCCCCGCGGAGCGUCAGGCCCCCGCGCCGGUGCCCGCCGUCGUCGAGCUCCCCGGCGAGGCCUUCCGCUCGCCGGCCCCCGCGCAGGGCCGUCGCAGCAGCCGGUCUCCCCCCAAGCAGCAGGGGGGGGUGUCGCCGGCGUCCCCGCUGCCGCUCGCGGGCGGGAUGGAGCUGACGGUGUCGCCCGGGCUGUUCUCGCGGAGCGGCGAGGCGCUCGUGGGCAUCGCGGCGCCGCAGAACACCCCGGUGCUGGGCCCCAGUGGCGGCGGCGGGUCUGCGGAGGACCAGGGGGGGGAGUUUACUCUGGUACUCCCCCGUGAGCUGUUCGAGCUGGAGCGCGACGAGGACGUGGUGGUGCAGAUCCCCGCGGAGCUCAUCGCGGCGCAGGGAGGAGGCCGCGACGACGGCGACGGCGACGGCGACGGCGGUGAGGAGGAGCCUGUUGUUGACGAUGAGCCCGUGGCGGCUGAGACGUACGGGGCGGACGACAGCGGCAGCGAGAGCGAGGAGGAGGAGGCUGAGCCGGAGGCGGACGCGAUGGAUGUCGACGACGCCGAGGGCGCAGCGCUGUGCGGCGACGGCGGCGGCGCAGGCGCCGGGACGGUGCUGUACAGCGAGGGCACGGUGCGGGCGCUGCGGCGCGUGGCGCGCCGCGAGGCUACGCGCGCGAACGCGGCCGCUCGCACCGCCAAGCGCGCGACCACGCGCCUCGCGAAGGUCGCCCAGAAGUAUGCAACAGCCAAGGCCAUGAUCAAGACGCUGCGCUCGCAGCUGCGGUCCGCGGUAGCAGAGGACGUGGACGAGCCCUCCGAGGACGCGGACGAGCCCUGCGAGGACGCGGCGGCCGUGGUGGAGGCGCCCGCGGCGCCUGUCGCGCCGGAGGUGGACGGCGCAGGAAGGGGGGUUGUUGUGGUGCGGCAGGGGCGGAGGACGAGUGCGGCGGCGCCGAGCGCCGCGGUGCGCACGGGCGCGUGCGUGGUGGUGCGGCAGACGCGGAGCCGCAGCCGGAGUCAGGGCGGGACAGUCGGGACCGCCACGCCGGCGUCCGCGCGGGGGAUGCGCGCGGGCGCGGGCGCGGUCGUGCACGCCAAGGAGCAGCAGCACGCGACGGUCGAGAAGCCCGGGUCGCGCGGCGCGGCCGCCGGCACACCGGCGUCGGUCAGCCGGAACGGGCGCUCGAUGUUCGCGACGCCGGAGCGCGCGGGCGCGGAGGACGGAGCCGCUGGCGAGGAGGCAGUUGCGUCCGCGCGGCCGGCUCUGCGGUCCCGCUCGCCGCCGGCGCGCAGCGCCCGCACCGCGACGCCCAGCGACACGCCUGCGUCGCCUGGCCUCGCGCUGACGCCGCGGAGGUCGGCGUCCAAGUCCGCACGGAGGUUGAGCGCCGCUGCCGAGGACGCCGCGAUGGACGUCGACGGCGCCGAGGGCGCGGAGGGGGGGGUUGCGGCCCUGGCUGACAGCAGCGGCGAUGACGACGUGUGCUUCGUGUGCGAGGCGUCGGAGGACGGCGACGAGCUGCUGCUGUGCGACGGCUGCGAGAAUGCUGCGCACCUGGGGUGUGCGGGCCUCAAGCGCGUGCCCCGCGGGGAGUGGUACUGUCAGCCCUGCAAACAACGGCGCAGGAAGGAAGCUGCUGCGAAGGCGGCGGCGACGCGGAAGGCGCGCGCGGGCGGUGCGAAGAAGUGA